ACCUCGAAAACUGACGAAGAAAACUCGCGUAGAUCCUACCACACGCCGUUCACGCGGUUCUCCCCGCAUUUGUCAACGAUCUCGGAGUCUCCGCUAUCGGGGCUGCACCGGUACUCGCCGGUGUCGGUUCCCAGCCACAUCAGGCGCGUGAUUGACACAGCGGACAUCGACGUCUCCACGCCGAGAACCUUAUCCGGGGACUCCAACCAUCAACAGAACCGUUUGCGCCGUGGCCGACCGACCAUCAGGAUCAGAUGUCAGGCGUUAAAAGACAACCCAGCAUUGCGCGAGCACAACGAACGUCACGAGAAGACGAUCGGCACGUUGCUACUUGAAAAGUUCCUGAUCAAGGAGCCAGAGCCCGAAGCAGAGAAGGAGAAGGAGAAAGAAAAGUCGACGCAACUGUUCCAUCAGGUCAGCUUGGACAGGGACUCCGACGACUCCGACAGUCUCCAGCAGGCAAACAAGAUCACCAGACGGUUCACUAGAAGAAGAUCAUCAACAGACAUCCAGCUAGACCCAGAGCAACUGAAGAGAGAAGUAGCUUACGCCCAGGUGCAGGCGAAGGUUCUGGACACGUUGGUAGCCGAAGAGCAGGCUGAGAUAGAAAACGAAGUCCGCCGAGGUACUCUGAUCAAAAAAGGCACGGUCGCUGGGUCCAAGGCUGCUCCUGGAUUCUUCAGAUCGUUGGACAACGACAAGAGCUCGCAGAGCGAGGAUUCUACCGCGCAGAAGAUCAGGAAGAGCCUGAAAAAGGUGAAGAAAAAGAAGAGAGCGACUGACAAGCCUUCGCCGCCUAACGAGGACAACAGUGAGAGAAGGUCUAGUACCUCCAGCGACGUGUCAGUGGAUCAUCAAUCCGAGGACUCCAGCGAAAAGAAGCCGUCCAGGCCGCAGGCGUUCAAGAUAGAAGCCAGCAACAGCGUCGGGGACUUCUCCACGGUCUGGGUGAACGCCGAGCCCAGCUCGAAUCGGGAGCAGUUCAGGGAGAGCGUGAGGAUCCCGAUACCUAGAAAACCAGCGCUGAAUAAGACUGACAGGGUGGAGGAGGAGGAGGAGACCGAGGUGGUGCUACCUGUGAAGAGGCCGUACAUUAAGGACACGUCGAGGAACAGCGUGUACUUCACGGUGAAGACUCCGCCAGAGAAGAGCGACCCGCUGAAGAAGCUGGCCAACGGUACCUUGAAGACAAAGGAGAAGCUAGAGACUUGUUUGAAAGACGAUGGGGCUGUCGGAGAUAGUCUUGAGGACUCUGCAGAGCUGAACGAUAGUCCAGAGACGGAGAAGACUGAACAAGACAAGAGUGUUCCGAGCUCACCGAAAGCUGCUUUCACGCUGAAGAAAGAGGACAAAGCUGAGGUGCCUAAAGCGGCCAAGAGAGAGGCUUCCGACGCGACUCGCGCGGCGGCGGCGAAAAAAGAAGAGGCGCAAAAGAGGCCAGAGCCCCCAAGACCUAGAAAGCUCGGUGUCGCGGGCCGCGAGCAGCCCUCCCCGACGACUUGCGAGUCGUCGAGCGCGACGGUAGCUGUUGACCCGGCCGCCAGUGAAAACAGCGCCAGCGGAGCGCUUCCAUCGGCCGCGGACAGGCUGCCAAAAGCGUCUAAAAUUAAUACGGAUGAAAAUAAUGCCGUAGAAGCGCCAAAGACAGCGUUGCGAGGGUCGGAGCGGCUGGCAAAGGCGGCGAAAACCGAGCGUGGCGAGGACGUCGUUGAUCCGUUGCCGGGAAACCAGGCGAACAAAGCCGCGACCUUGGCGGACGCGGUCACCGGGCCCGUCGAACGACCUCAGGAGCCGGACAGCCGAUCGGGCGACGCUGUCACCGGUGACGCAACACCGACCACCAACGACGUAACGAAGACGACCUUGUUAAAGGGGAACGAAGCACUGAAGAUCGAACACUCGAAAUCGAAUGCAGUUGACAAGUGGAAGAACGUUGAUAAGAAACCUGUAGAAGCUAAGUCCGCCUUGCUGAAGGGAAACGAAGCGAAGAAGAUCGAGGACUUGGAGAAGACGAAGGAUUUACCUGACAAGUUGAAGAUCCUCGAUAAGAAACCUGAAGCAGCCAAGUCUGCCUUGUUGAAGGGGAAUGAAGUGAAGAAGAUUGAAGACUUGGAGAAGACGAAGGAACCAGUUGAUAAGGGGAAGAACUUGGAUAGGAAACUUGAAGAAGUUAAGUCUGUCAAGACCAAGCCUGAAGAGAAAGCGAAGGACAGUGAGUCUCCGAAAACUGAGCCAGGAAAGGAGACGAAGAUUCCCUGGAGGAACAAAGCCUUGAAACCCGGCAAAGUGGCUGGGGACGUAGUUGCCCGCGUGGAUCAGGCUCCCGAGCCGAAGUCCUCGAAGAAGACGCCCACGGAGGAGACUGCUAGCAAGAUGCCGGUAGAGAAGCAGUCGAAGGUGUUCGAGUGCUUGAACGGCGAGGGGGGAGCGCUGUCGAAGAGCACGUCGACGGAGUCGAUCGACUUCUGGAGCGAGAUCAAGGGGCCGGACAGUCCACAGGUGGCGAAGGGAUUCAGUUUCGCAGCCGCGAAGAGCCCGGUCGAGGACCCCGGCGCGAAAGAAGAGCUGGACAAGAAAAAAGAGACUGGUCCUAAAAUAAGCGUCCCCGGCCAGCAGCUUCUCAGUAACAUCCCCGUGAGCGAGGAGAAGCGGAAGGCCGAGGAGAAGUCGGCUGAGUGUGUCGGCGAAGAGAGACCUGGCUCCCUGAAGAAGAAAGAGAUCAGGAAGAAGAAGAACCUGACGAUACAAAUCAACCAGGAACCGUAUUCUACCGUGAAGAAGGCUCCCCUGAAGAAAGAGGAUUCGUCUACGAUCUCGAAGCUGGUCGCCAGUCCUCCUGCUACUCCGAUGUCGAAGACUGUUGCAGUAAGUCCGGCGACAGAGCAGUACUCUACGGUGAAGAGGACACCCUUGAAGAGGGAGGAUUCUUCAGCAUCGACGAUCGCGAAGUCGAUCAUCAGUCCUCCAGGUACUCCAGUCUCUAAGACCAGUUCUCCGACAGACGCGUUCUCCACGGUGAAGAAGACAGCCUUGAAGAGGGAGGAUUCUUCGGCAUCGACGAUCUCCGCGAAGUCGAUCGGCAGUCCUCCGGAUACCCCAGUGUCCAAGUUCUCUUCCCCAGACGCCUAUUCGACAGUAAAGAAAACACCGUUCAAGCGAGAAGAUUCCUCAGCAUCGACGAUCACCGUAAUAUCAGUCUCCAGCACUCCAGACACCCCAGUGGCAGCAUCCCAAGUCUCCACGCCAACUCUGGAGAUCCCGUUGCCACUGAUAAACGUGGUAGCAGCCACGCCAACCACGGCCGACACGCAGCACGUCGAGGAAGACGACGAGGCGAAGACUCCAACCAACGAGUGGCCAGACGAUACACCGACGAUCUCCAAGUGGGAGAACCACACCGACCUCUCCAACGUCGACAGAGUAGACCAGCAGUUCGCAUCCGUCAAGGACAGCGAGACAGCUACUCCCGAGGACACUCCGGAAGGCACUCCGGAGUCCUCUAAAAAGAAGAAGAUCGUUAGGAAGAAGAAAACCUCGACGACCAAGAAGGCAGGUAGCAAAGACUCGAAGAAAGACUCCAAGAAAGAGUCUAAGAAAGAGUCGAAGAAAGAGGUCAAGGACUCGAAGAAGAGCAAGGCGCAAGAGAGCCUGAAGCCAGCAGAGGCGAAGUCCUCGUCGAAGAGCAACCAGAAGAGCACUCCCACGCCAAAGCCACUGGACCUCAUCAGGAUGUUCUACACGACGCCCACUGCGUUGCUGACUGCGACGCCUAGGGACCUGUCGAAAGUCCGUAGAGCGAAGGUCAAAAGGCGGAAGCAUCAUUCGAGGACACCGUCGGUGAGCAGCGACAGCACCGGAAGCACCACCAGUACAGCGACCACCGGAAGCACCGACGGCAGCAGGUCCACGUGCACGGAGCUGGACGACGACCCGGACAAAAGGAUGAACUCCACCAGGAGCAACGACUCCGGGUUCGACGGAUCGCCGAGGAUAUCUACACCCUCGCAAUCGUCGGACACCCAAAGGCAUUCGGACUCCUCGGACCAUUUCCCGAGCGGUCGAAUCACACCGCCAGCGACCAAUCUGCCAAGAUUCAAGAAGUACGCCGUCACGGACUUCAAUUUCCGCAAAGUACUUGGAAAAGGCAGCUUUGGCAAAGUGUUGCUGGCCGAGCUGAGAGGCACGGAAUGCGUGUACGCGGUCAAGUGUCUGCAGAAGGACGUGGUGCUCGAGGACGACGACGUCGAGUGCACGCUGAUCGAGAGGAAGGUCCUGACCCUGGCCACCAGACACCCGUACCUAUGCCAUCUGUUCUGCACCUUCCAAACAGAGUCGCACCUUUUCUUCGUCAUGGAGUACCUGAACGGUGGCGACCUUAUGUUCCACAUACAGAAGUCAGGCCGAUUCCCAGAGAACAGGGCACGUUUCUACGCGGCCGAGAUCUGGUCCGGCUUAAACUUCCUGCACAAAAAGGGGAUCGUCUACAGGGACCUGAAGCUGGACAAUGUCCUCCUGGAUUUCGAGGGUCACAUCAGGAUCGCAGACUUUGGCAUGUGCAAGCUGCAGAUCUUCUUGGACAGGACGGCGGACACUUUCUGUGGAACCCCGGAUUAUAUGGCUCCUGAGAUCAUAAAGGGUCUGAAAUACAAUCAGGCGGUGGACUGGUGGUCGUACGGUGUGCUGCUGUACGAAAUGCUCACGGGACAGUCGCCGUUCUCCGGCUGCGACGAGGACGAGCUAUUUUGGAGUAUAUGCAACGAGCGACCGUUCAUACCGCGAUACCUGAGCCAAGACUCCAUAGACAUGUUGCUGUGCCUUCUGGAGAAGGACGCUGGCAAGAGACUGCCCGGUCACGAGAUCUCUUAUCACGCUUUCUUCCAGACGAUACCAUGGGACCGACUGGAGAGGAGGCAGCUGGAUCCGCCGUUCAAGCCAGCGCUGGAGCACACGCUGGACACCAAGUACUUCGACACAGCGUUCACCGCGGAGAAGCCACGGCUGACCCCAGUACCUGACCAGAUCCUAACCUCGAUAGACCAGGGUGUGUUCCGUGGAUUCUCGUAUACCAAUCCGAACGCGACGGACUGACCGCGUUCGGGCCGCUCUGAACGAACAGUAACAGUUCCGCGCGUCGAUGGGGUUCGACGUGGUUCGGUUUCGUCCACUGGCGCCGAUCUCCCUCGAGUGAGCUGAUCACGGCUUGUUCCGUGAACGAGGAAAGAGUCCAGUCCCUUUCCCGCGCAGAACGAAAGAACGAGCCGAUUGUUUUCAGCCCAGAGGACGCGGCACGAGUCUACAAGCAAAAGCGUCCCGGGAGGAGCCAAGCUGACCCCGGGCAUCACUGACAGCGUACGCUACCGCUGUAGCGUUGCUAACCGAGAAACACCGAUGGCGACGUUCCUAAAGCCGCUCGCACUCGCGAGGUGUCAGGCAGAGAACCGAUUAUCGCUAGAUUUUGUAUAACGUAGAGGCCGCGUUGCGACAGAGCGGUUAGACCAUAGUCUUCCGGCGGACGCGCAAAGGGGAGCGCAGCGCCUACGUGUUCUCCAGGCCGGCAGAGUGCCAUGGCACCUCCUUUUCUAUGAACCAUUGCCGGACGCUGGCUCCCCAGGUGUCCCGUCUUUUAUAAACCCUCGCCCGGCCGUGGAGCAGUGUGCCCAUGGCCGGCUAACAAUUAUUCUGUUUCAAAUAAAACGUAUGGACAAUCCUGGACGCGUUCAGAAUUAUUUCCGCCGCUGACCGGCGGACUGCGGAUCUUCAUGCGUUUAUUGCUGGCGGAUAUUACCUUCGAGAUGUGAAGUACAGUAGGACCUUUGUGCAUUUGUUGUUAGCGGAUGUAAUCUUCGAGAUGUGGAGUACGGUAGGAUCCCCUGUAACGCGAUUAGAACGUUGAAAAAGUAGUAUUAAGAAUGAGAUUCUUUGUAAAUGAUAAUAGGUCGUCUUGUAAGUUCGGUGUGCAUGCUUCUCGCGUUACGGUUAACCACAGAGCGAUAAGGAGACUUGGCUGACUAAGACUUUAGGCUUCGGUUCAGUCGCUAGAAGCUGCUCGAACAGCGACAGUGAAAUUAUAUUUUACAUUUAAUAAGACGAGCUGAUUAUCUUGAAAGUGGCUUAAGUCUACUUUGAAAGAGGAUCAUGUUGGUUAUCACAAUUUCAGAUUACCUUUUAUUUAAACGGUUUUUUAAUGGACUCAAGCACUGUCAAAAUAAACGGUUCAAAUAUGAUUGUAUAUGAUAGACAAAUAAACGCCACGAACUUAUGGGACGACCCAAUACAAGCAGAGACAGAAGUUGGACCAGUACCAAAACAGGAAUUUAACGCGAGAUACG
Messenger RNA from Nomia melanderi (Alkali bee), 6329 nucleotides. The record is from RefSeq and is a predicted model, not a curated record. NCBI's taxonomy places the organism in Eukaryota, Metazoa, Arthropoda, Insecta, Hymenoptera, Halictidae.